UUGGGCCUGUUUACUUUCUGCACCUGUGGAAGAAGAGUUGAUCAAAUCGCCGUGAUUGGAUUAAGGUCUUAGACAAACACAAUCACGGUUCACAGGCUAUCGCAAUCUUUACCUGCUGUGAGGUUGCCGAGCUGGCCCCGCUGCCUUCAUACAUAUUGCACCUUGUCUGAUAGUAUUCAAUGGUCUUGCAAGACUGAAAGCGUCGUCCCUGUUAACGUUUGCAGUGAGGGAUAGACUGUGUGUCCAACACUCCCAACGGAAUGGAGAAAAGUGCCGAGUGGUACUGAUUGGCUACUCGAUACUAUCACCUACUGAAGUAUCAUGAAGGAUAUACAUGUAGGUAGACACCUGAUACUGAUCUGUAUCGCCUUGCUCCAAAUGAACGCACUGUUCGCACCUGAAGCAAGUUCAUUUCUUUUGCCGCAGUGCGACAACCAAUGUGCCAAGACUUGUAAAGUGUCCGGCACAUCAUGGCACAUGAAGUGCGGCUGGUCUACAGUUGCUACCUUCUCCAAGGACGGCCAGUCCAUUACCAACACGUCAGCACUAACAGCAUCCGGCAUGACAAUCAGGAGAAAAGUCAGGCACGAUGGUGACUUACAAAUAUUGGAGGUUCUGAACCUGCAAGCCAGUACUCACAGUGGCGAAUAUCGCUGUCGGGGAGUGAAUGAACUGCGAACACUGUUUUGGACAAGAUGCGAGUGUCUAGUGGUCACAUCGGGUCAGCAGGAACAGCAACAAUGUCUGCAGGCGAUACGUCCAAAGAUCUCUCCACCGGGGCCUCGCAACGUGAGAGGUUUUGAAGGUCAACCCAGCCUAGUGUUGGAUUGCUUUUCUACAGGCGGGGCUACUCACUUACGUCGAUGGCUCUUCAACAGCUCACCUAUCUCCAGCGCUAGCCAGUGGAGCCCCACCUACGUCCUGCGGAACGUGACAAGAAGCAUGGCCGGCCAGUACACCUGUGAGCUGCUGGAGAAGCAUAGACGAGAAUACUAUGACAGAGUAGAUUACUUCGUCACAAUACAGCAAGACACCCGAAAGAGAAACAUCAACAAAGUCAUAAACGAGACAUCGCUCGUGACGAGGAGGCUGACGUGUCCCUACGCCACAAUGCCUUGGGCGCUGAAUCAAUCUGUCCAGUGGUCUCAGGACGGAACGCCGCUAAACUCCAGCACAAUCGGAGUAUUCUUUGCGCGGACAAGCGUGAUCAUCGUAGAUUUACGACUCCUGGAUUUCGCCCGGAGAACAACAAUCUCAUGCAGAAUGUCCGAGACCAACGUCGAGGCGCUCUUCAAUAUUAUAAUGGUUCCUCCGGAUGCACCAAGGAAGCCUCACGCGCGGCCAGGGAACAAAAUCGUGGCCAUCCAGCAAGACCACGAGCCGACAACGAAACUAAUCGUAAUCAGCACGUUCCGUCAAGGUCGCAUGAGCAUGGCGAUGGCGACAUGUAAGCGUCCACUUCACCACCUGUGACCACCACCACCAUUGCGCUCUGCGGCCGACCAUGUUCAUUCUCCGUUUACAUGUAAAAAUAAAGUAAAGGUACAACACGCUGUCUGAACAGUGACUAGGGGUAAUAAAAUAUCCACACUUCCUACGGCUGACUCCAUCAGCCUCUAAUUCUGAGGAGGAUGAGCAGGUCUAUAUUACUGUGAUACAGAUUUCAUUACAGCUGUCCCUGUUACCGAGGUGGUAGAUACAUUGUGUAUGGCUCUUAGGCAGGAAGGAAUCUACCUGUAUGUGCUGAAAGUCCAGCAUUUUUACGUCAUGUUCCACACGUGACAUUCACGCGUAAUUAGUAGACAUGAUGUGAGAGGUGACAUCCGUACUUAUUGCAUACUACCCUCUCUAUUGGUCGCUUUCGAUGAGCCUGACUCUCAUAAAACACUGCACGCCAGUUGAUAUCUGGAGUACGUAAGCACGGUGUGUUCCAGUACGGCAGUAGUGAUGAAGGCCUCCGCGAGGGCAGUAGGGAGACUUGCCGGAGUGUACUUUCAGCAGACCGUUUUGUCUUUUACGUAUUAAAAAGUUCAGGAAUCCACCACCUAUUAUCCUUUAUCUGCUGAGAAGCUUGAAGCUAAACAGGGCAGUCAAAUUUCCUGACUGUGCCUGGUAAUGCCAUAAGAAAUCCCUUACUAUUAGUGACAAGUAGCUAGAUUAUAUUUUUGCUGCUGUAUUCAAAUUUACUGUCCGGGUGGCACUGAAGCUCGUGUUGCUGCAUGAGGGAAAUCAGGGCGCACUUCCCAGCUCGUUUUCGUCGUGCACUUGACUUCGGAUCAAUUGUGAGCGUGUUUUGCUCAAAACUUCUCCAAAACACAUGUGCGGGUAACUAUACGGACCAGCUGGAAUGAAUGAACCAAUCCGUGUGUAUAUUCGAGCACUGCACGCAAACAGACCGCUCUUGCUGUGCAUUUGUCACUGAGAAAAUAAAUGCAGUGAUUUUCCACAGACCUUUACCACCUGACACAGCACAUACACAUACUUUGCACACACACCGCUGUCAUAUACAUAGAUCGCCUUUAGCAUUCCCACACUUGGAAGUGUUCUUGUACGUGCUGUGAUAGUCUUACUAGUCCUCUUUCUUCUGUUUAGGUCACCUUACAGGUGAUGAUUGUAAACUUUAGUGUUAGUUGUCUUGCCUUCUUGCCAAAUUGUGUCUGUGUGUAUGUGUGAGUUCUCAUCUUUCGUUCUGUUUAGGUCACCUUACAAGUGAUGAUUGUUAAGUUUGCUGGCCUUGCCAAUUGUGUCACCAUGAUGUGUUAGUUCUAGAACAUUCAUCUGCCUGCAUAACUCGUCUUUAUAUUUCGUAUUUUUGCCUCCCCUACCUCAAUGCCCUGAUGAUGGCCAAUGGGCGAAAUAUUGGCAAAGUUGUUUAUUUGGU
Sycon ciliatum is the source of this 2881-nucleotide messenger RNA. RefSeq lists its product as uncharacterized. NCBI's taxonomy places the organism in Eukaryota, Metazoa, Porifera, Calcarea, Leucosolenida, Sycettidae. The coding region runs from base 322 to 1473 and encodes 383 amino acids. The record is from RefSeq and is a predicted model, not a curated record. The transcript is spliced from 7 exons.